AGCAAGUCACAGCUGCAGUCUCACGCAGGGAGACAUCAGAGCUCUUCUUCCUCCCUACUCGUAGCAGCAGCAGCAGCAGCAGCAGCAGCAGCAGCAGAGAGAUGGGUUCAUCGGCGGAGCAGGAUUACGACUACGCCUUCAAGAUACUGUUGUUAGGGGACGCCGGCGUGGGGAAGAGUUGCCUCAUUCAGAGCUUCAUGUCCCACUUCGUCGACAACCACCCACCCACCCUCGGGACGGAUUUCCAGAUCAAAUAUCUCACAGUCGGUGACAAGAAGCUGAAGCUUACCAUAUGGGACACUGCUGGGAAUGAGAGGUUCAGGACAUUAAGUACGUCUUUCUAUCGAGGUGCUCAUGGAAUAAUUAUGGUUUAUGAUAUGACGAGGCCAGAAACCUUCACCCAUUUGACGGACACGUGGACCAAGGAAGUGGAGCAAUACUCUACAAAUCAAGACUGUAUUAAGAUUCUUGCCGGAAACAAAUUGGAUAAGGAGAGCGAGAGGAAGGUGACAAAGGAAGAAGCAAGUGCCCUUGCGAACGCCAAAGGGUAUUUGUUUGUGGAAUGCAGUGCAAAAACACGACAAAAUGUGGAGAAAUGCUUUCAGGAUCUCGCAGAAAAGAUACUGCAAGUUCCUAACCUGGCGGAGAAUGCUAAGAAUACAUCGAAACCAAAACCGAAACCGACGCAAACUGCAACACCAAAACCCGAUGGGUGUUGUACGAUUCAGUGACAGAUCUUAAAUAAGUGAUGCUGUUGGAUUGGAUGCUCUGAAAUGAGGUAAAUGCAUGUGUACCAACUUCUGAAAACUGCAGUACUCUAUCUAAAAUCCUAUGUUAUCUUUCCGAAGCUUAACUCACAUCUCCCUUUUGGAGAAUUGUAUUCUGCUUCGCGUAGCAACGCGAGAUUACUCUUAGUCCUC
Molecule: messenger RNA, 920 nt
Organism: Musa acuminata AAA Group (dessert banana)
Lineage: Eukaryota; Viridiplantae; Streptophyta; Magnoliopsida; Zingiberales; Musaceae
Product: ras-related protein RABC2a
Exons: 6
Coding region: 102-731 (209 amino acids)
Biological process (GO): vesicle-mediated transport
Molecular function (GO): GTPase activity; GTP binding
Source: RefSeq, a predicted model, not a curated record